This is a messenger RNA of Pteropus alecto (black flying fox), 682 nucleotides long. It is a transcript of the gene CRYBA2, whose product is annotated as crystallin beta A2. Gene Ontology annotation, molecular function: structural constituent of eye lens. The record is from RefSeq and is a predicted model, not a curated record. NCBI's taxonomy places the organism in Eukaryota, Metazoa, Chordata, Mammalia, Chiroptera, Pteropodidae. The transcript has 5 exons. The coding region runs from base 28 to 621 and encodes 197 amino acids. Gene Ontology annotation, biological process: lens development in camera-type eye; visual perception.
UCAGUACCGCGCUCACCCACCCGCGGCAUGAGCAGCGCCCCCGCGCCGGGCCCGGCGCCCGCCUGCCUCACGCUCUGGGACGAGGAGGACUUCCAGGGCCGUCGCUGCCGGCUGCUGAGCGACUGCGCGAACAUCUGCGAGCGCGGAGGCCUGCGCAGGGUGCGCUCUGUCAAGGUGGAAAACGGCGCUUGGGUGGCCUAUGAGUACCCCGACUUCCAGGGACAGCAAUUCAUUCUGGAGAAGGGUGACUAUCCUCGCUGGAGCGCCUGGAGUGGCAGUGGCGGCCACCACAGUGACCAGCUGCUCUCCUUCCGGCCAGUGCUCUGUGCGAACCACAGUGACAGCCGUGUGACACUGUUUGAGGGGGACAACUUCCAGGGCUGCAAGUUUGAACUCAGUGAUGACUACCCAUCCCUGCCCUCCAUGGGUUGGACCAGCAAGGAUGUGGGUUCCCUCAAAGUCAGCUCUGGAGCGUGGGUGGCCUACCAGUACCCAGGUUACCGGGGCUACCAGUACAUAUUGGAGCACGACCGGCAUGGAGGGGAGUUCCGUACCUACAGUGAAUAUGGCACGCAGGCCCACACCGGGCAAUUGCAGUCCAUUCGGAGAGUCCAGCAAUAAACUCCAUGGCCCCAGCACCUCCCAUGAGGACCCUCAAUAAAGGCUCCUGAACCUGUCUGCC